CUGAUCAAACUCGUCGUUAGUUCGUCCUCCCGCAGCGGAACGAUAGCGCAGAUUCUUCCAGUCGCUCCGGAACGUAACAUCGCAGAGACGUGAAGGUGUUAUCCCGAUUUCGGUAGCGUAGAACGAUUUCCGGUUCAAGUGCCUAUCCCGUGUGUAUGUGCGUGCGUGUUUGUACCGUGUGGAUUCCGUUCAAAACUACUCGCUAAUCGUGUGGAUGAUCCUGCGAGAUUAAUUCAAUAAAACUAGCGGAUAAACUAGAGGAUCGUGCAGAGUAAACGAUGCGGUAUCCUGACCGGGGACACGUUGUCCAUCAUUCGGCCACUCGGUGAAGAGCAAGUUAGUGUUAUCCAAACAGCCACCUUUACUGUUCUUCCUCUUUGCGGAAUUGUGCAAGACAUUUCUGUGGUUCUCCGUGUCCAGUGCUUUUCUGCUAUGCUGUGCGUGCCAAGUGCUCACUGUGUGUCAUUAAUCGGCUGAAUCCGGUGCGGUGUGCUUUCAGCAGUGUUUGCCGUAUGUACUGGAAGGGCAGAAAAGUGUACUGUGUGUUGUGUGGUGGUGCUGCUACAGCUGACAGGUCCCAAGUUGUGUGGUGCCAGGAGAGGAGGUGACUUCAUUACUCAUCGACCGGAGCAAGAGCUUUUGAAAAAUUCGGCAAAGAAGAAAAAAAAACAAUUCAAGUGUGAAAAGUAAAGGGAAAGCGCGUGCGAACGAAGAAAGGCAACAUCCUGCGAACGUUCUGUGCCGUUACAACCCGGGAGAGGCUGUGUAUUCGCCGCAUCGACGAGAGAUCGGGGCGAAUAAAAGGCGAGCAAAAAGACACGAACUAUGAAUACUUAAUCUCCCUUGCGCGCCUGGCAGCAGACUCUACUACAAACCUUCCGAAUGUGUAACGGACAAUCGCCACAGCAGCAGCCGCAGCAGUAGCCGAAGAAUAGAAGGUUUCCCCGUCGAACAAAACAGCAGGGAGUGCGUGCGUGCGUGCGUGCGUGCCAGAUUGUUUGCCUGACGCUGCUGUGUGGUGUUUCUUGCGCGAAAAAGAAACAAACAAUUGACGUGUUUGUUGUGCGUACGUGUGUGUGUGUCUGUGUAUUUCUUAUACGAAAAAAUCGUUCGUAAAAAGGUGGACGGACAACAUCUGACCACUGACCAGCACUACCUUUUUGUGUCUCGACAGUAGCGGUUUUGUUCGGAUCAAGGGCGCACUCUAGCCAGCGAAGCAAUCGCGCUUGCUGCCAAUGAACGUUUAUUUAUUUAUUUAUUAUUUAUUUUGUUUUGAACAUUCCCGUGUGAGCAAUUCGAUCAGUGUGAAUCACCCACUGGAGGCAAAAAAUCGCUUCGACGACUACUUGCUGGUUCAUCAGAUCGAGCGAAGGGGCAGUGUCGCUGGUAGAAGAUUCCCUUGGCUUGUCAAUAUCAUCUGGUGUUGUACCAUCGUACACUAGUAGAAGUGCCGGAAAAGGCAGAGGAAGGAAAGCCAAGUAGAAGCACGCGAAAAAGGAACGGAGCGAGAUCUGAGCGACAUCCAAUCUUGCUGUGGCACAAACACACACCCACACCGGAUAACAGUGUACUCCCCAUACACCAUACGGGACAGAAACGGACGACGACCGUUGACAACUGACUACUACUACUACACACGCGGAUUUGCUGCUUUGCAAUCCCGCAUGGUUGCUCCCUGUGCGAACGUGUGUUGGUGAAGCAGCAGCAUCUAACGACCGUGCAACACUCACGCACACACCACUACGCGGUAAUUUUCAAGUGUGCGUGUUCACCCAACAUCAUCGAACAGAUUUGUGCUGUAAAGUAACACAAAAAAAAUCCAAUCUGCAACAUUCGGUGACGACGGCAUUGGCCGCGCAAACGUGUUCCCUACUCUUGAGUGAGUAAAAAGUCAAGCGUCACGCGUUUGAAGGGAACGAAAAGUACACGGAAGACGGCCAUACGCGCGAUACACACACACGAACACAGACUGCCCCCGAAACGGCAGGACGAUUCCGAAUUCUCUCCCGAGAGUGAAACCAACCGACGAAGGGAUGCCUUCCCUGCAACAGACUACAUUCAAGGACUUCCCCAGCCCGGACAUUGCCAGAUCGCUGACGGGGCCAGAUAUCCUGCAGAAGCAUUCCAUCAACUCGCUGCUGCUGGAGCACAAUGAGAUCAUCUCCCGGGGACUUCCGUCACCGAUCGACGAUAACAUGUCCUUAGCCGAUCUGCUGGGCGGUUCGCAGGCAUCAUCCCCCACCUCGGCAACGUCGUCGGUAGGCAAAGGUGGAGAUGGAAGUCUUAGCAGCAGCACCGGCCUAGCGCACCACCACCAUCACCAGCUACAACAUAAUCAGCAGCAUCUGCCGCAGCAGCAAGGUCAACAGAAUCACCAGCAUCAUCACCAUCAGCAUCAUCAUACCACGCUCGGGUCAUUCGCGUCGUCGCUUGGCUCGUCCUUAGCGGGCAGCAGCGUGGCAAGACCGACGACAGUUUGCGACGACAGUGGCAGCAGCAUCCUAAGCUGCUCCGGCGGCGGGAAUAGCUCGGCAAGCGGAGGAUCCGUUUCGUCGAAUCCAUUCAACUUCUCCAGCCUGCGCAUUCCGAGCCCAUCGCUUAACUCGCCCGACCUGCUGAUGGGCGGCGGUGUAUUGAUAGGUGGUGGCAUUGCCGGUAGCAGCAGCAGCAGCAGUAGCAGCAGCAGCGGCAUCAGUUGCGGUGGAGCAGGAAGUGCUGGCAGUGGCCAGUCUCCAACGACACACUCGUUCUACACGGCCCUGCAGCAGCAGCAGCAGCAGCCGGGAAGUGGCGGCAGUUCGGGAAGCACAGCCGAUGCCUUACCCUCAUCGAGCGGCAGUGGCGGUGCUGGUGGAUUCGAGGGAUUUCGGUUCGAUACCGAUCUGAUGCUCGGAUGUGUCGGCAGUGGUGGAAUUGCUUCAGCGAAUGCAUUGACCACCGAAACGCUGAAGCAAAGACGACGAAACAUUAGUUUCGACUGUUCCUCGCCCACCAACGGCACGUCCUCGCCGGGCGAAGGAAGCUCCCCCUCGCUGACACUGCUCUGCUCCAACAGUGGACGGAACUACCGAAACGGUAGCAGCAGCUAUUCGCAGUCCCAGCAAAAUGCAUUAUCCCAUCAUCAACAACAGUCGUCGACCGUCAGCAGCGUACAGCAGCAACAGUACGAUCUGCUAUCGGGCAGCAAUGGUUCAGCGAGCGGCAUCAACGGACCAGCAGGAGGAGGCGCCGGAGGCAAUGGAAUUACCUCCAACAAUAACCACCUUGGCAGUGGAAUGGGUAGUUUCGAUUCGGCAAACAGUGGUACCACCAACAGCAGUGCUCUGUCACUGUUCGGAUCGGGCAAUGGUUCACUGUCCCGGUCGCACUCACCGCCGGACCAUUCGGACACCAGCAACUUGCUGACGAGCCUGGAAAGCACCAGCAUACUGGAUAUGCUAAACUAUCUUACUCUAGGUCAGAGUACGAAUUCGGUGCCGACCACCAGCGGGCUUCACAAUCAAUCUUCCCAACAUCAACAAUCCAACGGUGCUCAGUUGGCGCCCUACACCUCGACACUGAACACGCUCUAUCAACAGCAGCAGCAGCAGCAGCAACAACAUCAACAGCCGACAGCCGCUUCGGGAUCGUUUGCUGGGUGCAAUGCUGCGAGCAAUAAUGGAAACACAGUUGGUCUGUCUGGGCUAAGCCUGGGCAGUACCGGUUUUGCUACAAGCGAAUACGAUCGUCUGCAAAACCUGCAAGCGCUCAACACGCUGCGCCUGCUGCAGCAAACCCAGCAGCUGUCUCAGCUGCAGCAGCUUCAGUUCAACCAGUCGCUAUUGCCAGCAGCGACUGGAAAUGGUGGCGGCAGCAUUUUCGGCAACUGUGGCGCUGGCACGGCGGCAGGCUCUAUUUCCACGUCUGGUAAUAAUGCGCUUACCGCAAGCGGCAGCAUUGGCUCGAACAUGAGCUGUACCGGUGGCAACAAUGGCAAUAAUAGUAUGCAGGGAAAAAGCUGGUCCUCAUCGCAGCAGCAUAUGGUGGUGUCGCAUCGCCAGGGUUCCUCGUCGCCGUCACUAAACGGUGGAUCUGCUGGGAACGGCAAUGGGUACAAUGACAUCAACCUCGAUCGCAUCGCCCGAUUUCAUCGAUCCUCCGCCGCACAUUACGAUGCCACUUGCACUUGGAGUGGCGUGUUGCCGCCUCGGUCAAGCCGGCUGGUGACAUAUUCGUCGAAAAUAUUCCUCGGCGGUAUGCCGUGGGACAUUUCCGAACAAUCGUUGGUGCAAAUUUUUAAACCAUUCGGCUCAAUCAAAGUCGAAUGGCCUGGAAAGGAGCAACAGGCGACACAACCGAAAGGUUACGUGUACAUCAUCUUCGAAUCGGACAAACAGGUGAAGGCGUUGCUGCAGUCAUGCACGUACACUACCCCGAACGGUGGUAUGCACGUCCAUCAUGGUGGCGCAGGUCCAGGUAACUACGGAGGCAGCCACACUGCCGUGAACGGUGCCUCGUCGAACGGUUCGGUAGCCCGGGCUGCUGGGGCGAGCUACGACGAGGCACCACCUCACCAGCACCAGCAGUCCCACCGGCAGCAAGUAUUGCCGAUGUCUAAUCUGAAUAAACCGCUAGCUCCUUCAGGUGCGAAGAUCAACUUCAAGAUAUCGUCGAAGCGCAUCAAGUCGAAGGACGUCGAGGUGAUCCCGUGGAACAUCGCUGACUCAAACUACGUCAAGUCGGCUUCGCAGAAGCUAGAUCCAACGAAAACGGUGUUUGUGGGGGCACUGCACGGUCAGCUGACGGCGGAAGGGUUGGCGAAGAUCAUGAACGAUCUGUUCGAUGGCGUCGUGUACGUGGGCAUCGAUACGGAUAAGUACAAGUAUCCGCUGGGUUCGGCUCGCGUCACGUUCAACAACUCACGGUCGUACAUGAAGGCCGUCUCGGCUGCAUUCAUCGAGAUUCGAACCUCCAAGUUCACCAAGAAGCUGCAGGUUGAUCCCUACCUGGAGGAUUCGCUUUGCUCGAUGUGCACCGUACAACACGGACCAUACUUCUGCCGGGAAAUCAUGUGCUUCAGAUAUUUUUGCCGUUCCUGCUGGCAACUUCAGCACAGCCGUGAGGUGUAUCUGCAGAACCAUAAACCACUGACCAGAAACUCCAAAUUCACCGCAAUCAUUGGUGUUGGCCCUCAGCAACAUCAGCAACAAUCGCACACAUCCGGUGGCAGUAACGGCAGCAACGGCAACCAUCACCUGCACCAACAGCAGUCGUCAUUCGAUCACAGCCCGUACUACAGUAAUCACCAUCACCAUCAUCACCACCAUCAUCACGGUGGCUCUGGUAGGGAUUCGCUGAGCCAGCAGUCUGGCUCUAGUUUGUCAUCACACAAUCAUCAAUAUCAUCAUCACAACAACCACCAUCAUCAGCAGCAACAGGGUAGUCGUUUAAGCUUGCUCCAGCAGCAGCAACAUCAUCACCACAAUCACCACCGUGGCCUCGCCAAAUCUCCCUCACCGUCGAUGUGCAAUGGCGCCGAGGGCAACAACAACGGUAUUGGCUGCGGUGGCAACACCAGCAACACUAGUAGCAAUAGUUCCAGCCCGAUUGGUGUGGGAACGAGCGGCCGUAGCAUCAAUGCCAGCAGCACCAGCAGCAGCAGUUGCAGUAGCAACAGUCUCAAUGGUAGCAACAAUAACGUCAACUGCAGUGCUGGAACCGCCGGUGGCAGCACCAGCAGUGGUGAGCACGUAUCGUUGAACCUGCAACAGCAGCUUAGCUUUGUUGCGGGUGGCAGCGGUACUGGUGGCAGCGAUGGACUUAGUGGUAGUAGCAAUGGUAACGGUGGUAGCGGUAUGCUCAUUUAAAUUGCAACGUUCUUUUCAACUUGGUGGAGCGGAAAUGUUUCUUUCUAUUUAUAUAUCAUUUUUCCUCCGUUCCGAUAUUUGCUUUUUUUUUGUAAUGUCGGUUUUGUUUUCACCGUUCUUUAGGCAAAAUUAUGUUUGUAUGCCAGAGUUUUUCACGCCUAGUUUUUACUUGAACACGGCAAAUAUUGUUUUUUUUUGUGUUUCUUUUUCACCAUCACUAACUCGAAACCACGAGGUUAGUAUUUUAGUCGUAAUGUGUGUUGGCAAUCUAUAAUCUUAUAAAAGUCUUGCCUGAUUUGCUUUUUUCUGGAAAGAUGGGAUUUGUUGGUCAAACAAAAAGGCAAACUCUUACUCGACCGAUGCUGUUUCAUACCUGCCAAAGAAGUAGAAAGACGUUGGAAACGAAUUUCCCCGAUUGAAAUUUACAGUUUAUCGAACGUUGUACAAAAUUCUUCGGCUUUGGCGCUGGCUUGGACUUGGCAGCACAGUCGACCAAACAUGCAAUAUCGUCUCUCGGCUUGCGUAGUGGUAGCAGCUUUGUUAUUGUGGAUUUGAUGCUUUGAGAAGGACGGAGGAUCGCUUCAGAAAGUAACAUUUGCAGAAUCGUUAAUUUUACCCAAUAGUGUUUUAGUUCUUUAUUCAAACAGCUUAUUUUGACUAUUGCUGUGUUUAAGUUAGCGCACAGAACUGGGAUGUAUGUGUCGGUGUAGCAGAGUUUGUGCUUUCUAGUAUAAACUGCUUGUUGUACUUAUAGAGCUACUACUUUUGCUGCACGGAUCAUCCAAAACAUAAAAGGUGUGCAAUUUUUUGCUUGGCACACCUUUUGACGGCCAUGGCAAAGCGAUCCUCCAUACUAAUGAUUUUUCUCUUUGAUAAGCUUAUUUAUUUUUGGUCAAUUUUUUACGGCGUUCAGUGCCGACCCAAGAAAAUGCACUUCUGCACCGAGAGACGACAUGAAUGUGGAAUAUUUCUAAUAGUGAUGAACCACAAACGUGACCGAUAAUACGCCAUUUGACUUUUAUACAGGCAAGCAUUUUUUGUUUUGUUUGAAAAUAGAGCCAUCCCUGUGUUUUUCGUUGAUAAGCUUGCCAAAAGAAGCUUAAAAUAACACAGUAUUUAAAUGUUCGGGUUGGGAGGAACCUUCUGAAGCAGCCGCUACUACCGUUUAUCGUUGCGCACACUAUGUUUGACGGCUCUGUGCUACUAACCGACCGCCGUAAUGAUUGAAAUCAACCUAACCUGCAUACAAGUUUGCUCGUUUUUAACGACGUAAGCGUGAGGAAGACAUGCGCAUGACGUGUUGUUACUAUAAUCACUUUUUUAACGCGCACGCCACACACUAUCUUGUGUCAUAUGUAUGAAUCCAUAAUCCCUGUUAGAAAAGCAAGGCGAGGAAAACAAACUAAAUCCCCGUAUGCAUGCGCACAUGCUCUGCUCAUAUUUGAAGGGAAACAUUGUUGUUUUAUUGUUGAAGCCCGCGCCGACCGAAAGCGCCCCCACUUGACACAGGGUGGGUCAAAGGUCAGGAAGAUUUUGCAGAACAACAGCUGUGUCGAGAUGAUGGUAUACCAAUGUGUGGUGAUUGGCUAUGAAUUUAAAUACGUUUUUAUUAAAUGGCAGGGGUGUGUAUUGCGUGAUCAUCGACGUGAUCAAAUGCAAUCUUUUUAGCAGAGGGGGAAUAUGAAAAAAGCUAAAGAAAUAAUCGGGUAACAAACACACCAUCAUUUAUUGCGCCAUUUAAUAAGCGCCUUCGCUCCAGCAGAUACGCUAUUUUACGUAAGCAAUUAUUUAAAAAUAUUGAAAUGAUGGAAAAAUUAGUGCAGGGUGAAAUAUUUAAAAGUAACGGGUCACGAUUAGAUCAAAUGCUACUACUGCAGCAGCGUGGUGCUGGUUAGUUGAUUGUGUGUUGAACAGUACAUUUACAAUGGUAGGUUAGGAGGAGGGAGGUGAUCGAAGGGCAAGUUGUUUCCAAAAUUGAAUUCUUACCGUCGUUGGUUAUUAUGAGCGUUUCAAUCAGUUAUUUAUUAAUGCCAAUGUUCAAUUUGGCGCGUUCGUUUUUCCAUGUUUAUUUAUUCGUAUUUAUUGCAGGGCAUAGCUUGUUAUGCGCCAGGAUUUGUUUAUUUGUAACUUAAAACGCUAUUCAGUGUUGCCUUUUUUUCGAUGUAAUAAUAAUUGAACUGUAUAAAAAUGGUUAUGCACAAUUGUGUUGGCAACCUUAUCAAAACAAUACCAUCAAUGAACAUGAAUCGAACCAUAAUUCUUAUUCUUCUAUGUUAUUUGUAUUGGUAGAUGUGAACUGUAGAUACAUUUUCCCCGUUGGUUUUAUUAUAACGACGACGUACGCAGAUAAUUUUAAAAUAUUGAUGGAAGAAAUAAUAUUUUUAAAAUAGGGAGAAAGAUUCACUCCAGUUACAUUACCUUGAAACAUUGUUUUAAUGCAUGCAUAGUAAUAACUCCCUUGCAUAUUUGGUUUCAGCAAUUACAUCAUACAUCGUUCCAUAAUGUUUACAUGACUCUAAUGAUUGUUUUUAUGAAUUGUUUUUUGUUUUAAAUUUAUCAAAAACCCUAGCAAAUAUUGGUUUUUUAUUUACAUCUUUUUAUUCUUCAUCAAGUUUGUUUUAGAGGCAUGAAAAUUCGGCCAUUUCGUGUACUAAAAACUGCUUUUAGUUUACUACUUUUAGCGAGUAGAACGAUCGGCGAGAAUGAAUGCGAGCAUUACAUACUGUUUCCUGUUGAGCAUUACAUAUAAAAUGGUACUAUAUUGAGAUAGGUUUUAAGCUAUAUUCAAUCAUGCUAGGCCAGCUAUAUUGAAACAAAUAUGCUCAUGCUGGUACAUUGAAGGGACCCGUACAUAUAAGAAUAAGGAUCACACAACCACAGUUAUAAUGCCAAACCUAACCUAGGGGGUACAUAAUUUUAAGAAAAUUAUGCUACUUGGCCGAUAUUUAGAAGUAUACAAGCGAUAUGCAAAUAUCUAUAUUUUUUAUACAAAAUAGUUGUGACAAAGUGACAAAACUCACACAUAGUAGUAAACAUCGGAUAUAUACAUAUAUAUAUAUUAACUCGUGAAUUCAGCCCAAAACAAUUCGGUGGGAGUGAAUUUCGAGGAGGAAUAAAGUUUGUUAUAAAUCGCAGCUGAGAAUAUGAAUAGUUACUUAUGGUAAGACAAUAAUACAUACAUUUCCAUCUGCUUUAUAUAUAAUAUGUUGGAAUUCUAGAUGCAAAAGCAAUUGUGUUGUUUUACGUGCAUUCCAUCAUUGUUCAAUUAAUUUGUAUUGUAACAAUUUAUUAUGACUUUUUUUUCUAUUUUGAAUGUUUCAAGUCUCACUUGGCUCAAAAAAUAAGCGAGAAAAUGAAGGUAAUGCCAAUUUUACCAUUUUUCUUUAUCAUAUCUUCUUGGAGCUGGCACAAGGACCAGAAUGAGUUAAAACAACUAGUUCUAAACUAAUCAUACUGAUAAUCAUCGCAUAGACUUCAGAAAAUAAGAAAGGAAAUAUCGAGCUUCAAUUAUUUAAUCGACGAUUUUCAUACAUGGUUAAAGUACGUACGUUGAAUGCUGUUAAUUAUUUGGUAGUAUUAUCUGCUACAAACAUAUAUGAUAUUUAUAUGCCCAACCGAAGCGAUGGCGAAGGGACAUAAAAAAAUACACGACUAUGACGUAGAAUAGUUGAAAUCAUCUGACUCGCAAACAAGAAAUAGCUACAAAAUAACAUAUGUAUAUGAAACAGAGGAGCUCAGAUGAAUUAACCCCUGCUGCUAUCAUGCAAUCAUCACGUUUUUACUGGUGUCACCAUUCUAAAUAGUAGAAUUUGAAUUACUAUUUGCUAUUCCGUUUUUAAUUUUCAAGCCCCUUCGGAUUUGAAUGAAACAUUUUUACACUAAUUGCCUUUAGAGCUCACAUCAAUUUGUAAAGCCAAUCCGUUUAAUUAAGAGCGCGAGAUAGAAUGGGUAAGGAGCAAUUCCUCAACAUCAAAUUGCAAAACAUAUAGGAUACUAAAAGAAUAACGAAAUGUGCCUAGCAAUAUUCAUAAGAUAAUCUCACAAUACAUCAAGUGCGUGUAUGUUAAUGUGCGGUGUAAAGUUUGAACUUUCAUUAACAAGCAAAACAAAUAAUAAUAAACAGAACAAAGUUGUGUGUGGAUUCAAGUGCGCUUGAUAUGAAGAGCUAUUCUGAUUGAUCAGUAAGAUUCAUGCUGAUCUCGAACUAAAAGAACGGUGGUUGUUCGAAAUGACAUUUGAUUUUUCAAACAAAAAUAUAACGAAAAACCCGUAACUACGUUUCAUCAAGAUCAUUUUGAUCAUCAAUUUUAUGACAUUUUUAAAGCAAUUUGAUCAAACGAAACUUUGGACUCUUGCAUCACUACUCUGUAGCGGAUUUUGAUGGUCAGAUGUUAGUUUACAUUACUUGGUAAAAAAUAAUGUCAGUUUUAUAUUGUUCGUUGUUGUGGACAGGUAUUUAAAUAAAAAAAAGAAGCUAUAAAAGAAAAGCAUAGACAAUUUUCUAAUGGUAGAGGCAUUGCAGUGAACAACGAUUGUUAUGUUGCAUUCUUCGAUACUUAAAAAACAUAUAAUUGGUAAACUAUUCUGAUUAUUUGAGAGCAAACAGAGAAGCAGAACAAAACAAUCAAUAAUUAAAUUUUUAUUUUGUUUUUUUUUCUAAAAAUACUCCUGGCAAUUGUGCAAUAUUAACAUUCAUUUAUAAAAAAAAACAAAAAAAAAAUAGCUUACUUGCGAGACGGCGUGUAUCAACAUUUGUUAGGUUAGGUACAGAUAGAUGGGGCGAUGUUUUGUCUCGUGGCAAAUAUGUGAAAUACAUUACAACAAAACAAUGUUACUGGUUUAGUUAAUAACAUUUUAAAAUAUCCUUGUAAUUGAACUUAUGAACUAAAUGGUUUUACAUUAUUUAUUGAGUUAUUCGCGGUCAUAUGGAGUUAACAGAUAUAGUUUAAUGUUUACAACAAGUUCGUUCUUUAUUUGUAAACUAAAUAAAACAUUCAGAUAAUGAUUUUUUUUUCGUUAACGCAUAACAUCGCAUGAUAGUGUCAACAUAAAAAUAUAAACACUUGUUUUUACAUGCAUGGACUUAUCAAACAUGAUCUAUUUAAGUUAUAGACGCAUAACCACGAAAAAUGCACCUUCGUUAUGCUGCUGCAUUACAUUGCACUAACGGUGGGCCAAUUUUUGAAACUGCGCUAUAAUUAACGAUGCAUUGAAAUUUUUAACUAGAAAUACAGCCUGUGGUUGUGUACAUAUUUUAAAAAACGUUAAUUUGUCGAUUGGCAAACAAUUUAACAGUUCGUAUGAGCAGUAAGAAGAAACGUUGUUGUCACUUUUACAGACCUAAACCCCCCAGUUACAUGUUCAUCGCAUGAAACAUUAGCGCGCGGAUUCAGCCGGACCAUCCUUAUUCCGCGCGUAAAUGAUGUGACUGGUAUUUGAAGGUUUAAACAUUUAAUUUAAACAACAAAGCCCGCACACCUUAAUGCAGCACUCCAAGGUGUACGUGGCAAUAAUGUGCACUUUCGGUCCCGGUUUGAUAACGUUUUAUAAAUUCGUUUUAAUUUUAGCCUUUUCUUUUUAUGAAAAUGCAACAAUCACACAAGUCUGUGUGGUAUUUGGGUGGCACUAGGUAAACAAUUGAUACAAUUUAAAAGCAAUGUCUAAAUUGCUUCAAGGGCGAUGUUUUAAAGGGCAGCACGAAACGAAUGUAAUUUGAUCGAUCUUUUACGUAUUUUACUAUACCUGUCUCUCGGGGGGUGGUGCGUGUGCUGCGUGAGUGGGUUCCAUAGACAGAUAAUUUUAAAAAUGAAAUUUCCAUUACCUUUUUUUUUACGUGUUAUGAUUACUAAUUUUAUAAUAUAUAUUUGCACGUUGUGAAAAAGUGUGCGCGUGGUUUUAUGUACUGUUUUUAUUUAUCUAUUCGUGUAUUUUUUUUACCUAUCUAUAGUGUUGUUUUGUUGAUUAUUCAUGGUGCUACAAAAAAGGAAAACAAUUGUUUUACAAAAAAAAGAUGGACAAACAAACGGAAGAUAGGAGCUAAAACAGUUUUUUAUAACAAUGCAAUACUUUCAGCCCAAUUUUAAUUAGACCAAUUUUGACAAGUGCAUUUGGCAAGGCAUCCCUCAGUCGAACCUGAUAAAAUUGAAUGGAAAUCGAAAUGGUUUGAAUGAAAUGCUGAAAGGAGAAGUAGAAACACUGUAAAGAGUGUGCAAAAAAAACAGAUUUUGAACUGAAGCACGUAUUUCUAAAGCAAUGUGUAUAUGAAUAGAGUAAGCUGCAAUGCAGUCACGCAGGCAAGCAAUAAAAGUUAAACAUAAUUCAAAUGAAUUAUGGUGAAUAUUUAAUCGUGCGACCAAUAUACGCUUCAAUACUAUUCUGCUGCUAUCCCGCAAACUCAUUUGUGAAAGCAAGGAUGCGAAGUUAAGCCUUGAAAGAAGCAAACAACAAACAAUAUCGAUAACAAUCAUUCGGACAUAUACGGCGCAACAGACCUCCUUCGUGUCGUGUGUGUCGUCACAUGAAACUAUUUAACAUCAUUUAAGCAAACCCAAUACUUUGCCGCAUCUCGCAAAAGGCAAGUUGGUAGGACCAAACUAUAUAAAUAUACAUACUAAUCACAGAUAAAUCUACCACACAUCUUAACCUCAGCUGCUGCUUGAUUGGAACAUCUAUACAAAACUAUGUAUAUGAACGCUGUAGCAUAAACCAGUGUCUGAUGCAUGACGCUCAUGGGUAUCUUCCUUACAUGGAUACGAUGUACGGUAUCUAAUAUUAACACUGCUUGGAUAAUCAUUAAUACUGUAUGCGGAAGCAAUUAAAAGAAAAAAACUCAAAUAAGACAAAAUCAAAAUAUGAAACUAUAACUGGAAAAUGCUUUUUGUGAUGGAAGUGAAGUGAAACUAAAAACUUAUCUAGUAAGAAAGCAACACAUGGAAAUGUAAACCACUGACGAUAAUAGCAAUAGCGUAAGGCUUAGUUAAAACCCUCGAAUCGGUUUAUAGACAUUUAUAAUGAGUUUUCCGAAACGCAGAUAUAGAAUCUAGUGCAAAAUUGCGCAGUAUUGGUGAUGCCUAACUUUGUUAAUAGAAAUAGUAUCAUUUAGCCGAUGGAUGGUUGACGAUUGUGUAGGUACGUCUAUAUAUGCUACGCUGCUGCAUGUGUUACGAACAAUUAAAGAUGUGGCAAAAGAAACUCGUUUUAUCUACCAUUGCGUUAUUCAAGGUAUUUACCAACAUUAACCGUUUGAAGAAAAAAAA
Molecule: messenger RNA, 13102 nt
Organism: Anopheles arabiensis
Lineage: Eukaryota; Metazoa; Arthropoda; Insecta; Diptera; Culicidae
Product: translational regulator orb2-like
Exons: 8
Coding region: 2034-5846 (1270 amino acids)
Biological process (GO): negative regulation of cytoplasmic translation
Cellular component (GO): neuron projection; synapse; cytoplasm
Molecular function (GO): translation factor activity, RNA binding; mRNA 3'-UTR binding; mRNA regulatory element binding translation repressor activity
Source: RefSeq, a predicted model, not a curated record